Molecule: messenger RNA, 1421 nt
Organism: Pelagomonas calceolata
Lineage: Eukaryota; Pelagophyceae; Pelagomonadales; Pelagomonadaceae
Source: the annotation of a GenBank genome assembly
UACAACUAGAAUGGGUUUACACCCGCCAACUCCUCACGGCGCCGUCCCGCCCACCGGAAACGAGCGUCGACGCGUCGGUCCAGCACAGGGCGUUGCAGUAGUCCGCAUGUCCGCCGACGGCGGGGGCAUCCACGUACACGAGCCGUAUGGACCCGUCGUCGGCGCCUGCGGCGACCCGUGGUGUAUCGACCCAGGUGGACUCGGCAAGGGCUCCCACACCGGCGCCGGGCGCGAACCGACACGUCUGACACCUGGCGGGGACCGCGCCCUGCCGGACGUCCCAGAGCUCGAGCGAGCCGUCGCCGAGGCCCACGACGACGCCGAUGCCGGCGUGACCCGCGGCCGCGAGCGCCCGCACGUCGCUACCGAACGUAGCCAUCGCGGCGGCGCGGGGAGCACGCCCGUCCCAUAUCCUGACGGUGCAGUCGCGGCCGCCCGACGCGAGCGUGUCCGUAGCGUCCCACCACGCGAUCGCACAGCAGCCAUCGGUAUGACCAUAAUGCUCGUGCACGAGCUGCGAGCCCUCGCGCAGGUCCCAACGCCGGACGACGCCGUCGUCGCCGGUCGAGGCCACGGUGCGGUGCCCGCUGCGCGCGACGGCUCGGACGCUUCCCGCGUGGGCGACGACCGGCGCCACGACGGCCGCCCCGGUUUGCCAAUUAUGAAAUCCAAGGUGGCCGUCGUCGCGAGCGACGACGACGACGCCGUCCGCCCAGGCGACGUCGGCGGCGCCGCACUCGAGCUCCACGCUCGCGUAAGGCGCAAGCGUGUCCGCACUCAGCAGAUCCAGCGCACCGACCCAGUCGUCGCCGUCCAGCCGGGACCUCGCGCACGCGAGCGCCGCCCGCUCCACCGCGGAUCGCGCCGCCAUGAGGGCGAGGCCGUCGACGCUCCAGCCCGGUGGUGCUCGAUACUCAUGCGUAAAGGCCGCCAUCUGUGGCUCGGCUGCAGCUACGCGUGGCUGCUGAGCACAGGGGCUCCCUGUUGCUCACCACGCUGCGACGCGUUUCUGUGCGUGCUGCCGGCGGCAGAGCUCUAAAAUUGAUGUGUUCGGCUCGUUGUGAGAAAUUUGCCAGCAAUAGGCUGGCGUAAGGACGCUUUGCAGCCGGAGAGCGGCAAGCAAACUCGCCGCGGCAGGAGCCCAAAAGGACUCGCACAAUCACCCAUUCGUGCUCCCUUGCUGCGCUGCGACGCGACAUUCAUCGGAUAGCCCACCGCUGAGAUGCUGCGCACCGCCGCGCGCGCCCUGCGGCGCGCACCACAAGCACCACAAGCAGCGCCACGGCACAGCCGAGCGUUUGCGGCGGACGCCACCGACGCGCCGGCGACACCAGCCAAACAGACACCAAAAAAGCAGGCGCCCAGCGCCAAGCAAAAGCAGGCCGCGCGCGCAUCAGGCCGCGGGCGCGGGCGCGGCGGCG